Messenger RNA from Lottia gigantea (owl limpet), 405 nucleotides. RefSeq lists its product as hypothetical. NCBI's taxonomy places the organism in Eukaryota, Metazoa, Mollusca, Gastropoda, Lottiidae. The coding region runs from base 1 to 405 and encodes 134 amino acids. The record is from RefSeq and is a predicted model, not a curated record. The transcript is spliced from 2 exons.
AUGUUAUAUAUAUCUUACAGAUUGUGGGCUGAUGUAUUUCGAGUACAUGGGGAUGGUGAAUACAUGAGAUGGCAACGUGUUUCUGAUGAUGUGGUUCCAAUCAACAUCUCCUGUAUUGAAGAUACGCCUAGCACUGUUUUUCAGAUUACAGCUUACAACCGACACGUGGAAAAGAUUUUUGAUGUAAAGAUCACUCAACCAGGAACAAUAAUAUGUCCAGCAACUGAAAGCUUUGUUCAUUGGCGUGAUCCUAUCAAUCAAUGUGAAUGGGGCCUUAAUUUCUCCACGGCUACAGAUGCUCAUCGUUUCCGAGACUGUUGUGCGGUAAUUAAUCUUAUUUUAUUUCUCACAUACUCAAGGUUUAAUUUUUAUCAACUGUGUGUCUGCUAUCAAACAAUAAUCUAA